Molecule: messenger RNA, 2247 nt
Organism: Parnassius mnemosyne (clouded apollo)
Lineage: Eukaryota; Metazoa; Arthropoda; Insecta; Lepidoptera; Papilionidae
Source: the annotation of a GenBank genome assembly
AUGAGCACAUUAGACGAAAUAGAAGAAGAAGCAAAAGCGACAGCUGAAAAAAUGGUUAUGAAUAUGAUGCAAAGACCUGGUCAACUAGAAAAAGUAGAACAGUAUAAGAAAAGAAUAACCCAUAAGAAAGCAUCCAUUGAGGCCCAAUUGAAGUCAGCGGUUCAAGGCAAGUUAGAUGGGGUCAGUGUGGGUCUCAAGCAGCUGCAAGAAUGCCUUGAUGAUGUUCAACAAAUCAGCUUAAUAAUGGAUGAACUUGAAGAGCAUUUCAAAAGUGUUCCACCCCUCGUAGCGUCCCUGCAAGCGGUCCGAGAAGAAGACUCGCGCCAUUCUCAAUACGUUACAGCUAUGGAUAGCUUAAAACAUAUAUUUACUGUGCCCGAAAGUGUUGCCAAAACAAAACAAUGGAUCGGUGAAGGAAAACUAUUGCACGCUCAUCAGUGCCUUACUGAUUUAGAAAAUUCAAGAGAUGAUUUAUUAUAUGAACUGCAUAGAUUACCAAAUCAGUCAUCACAUGACAAAAUAAUGUUGAAAGCAUAUUUUGAAGACGUGGAAAUGGUGUCAAAUUUAUUAGAGAAACAAAUUAAGCUUAUUUUGGCUAGAACACUAAACACAGUACGCAAGGAACCAACUGUUAUAGUAACAGCAUUAAGAAUUAUUGAAAGAGAAGAGAAAAAGGAUCAAAUGGCACUGCAGCAACAAAACCAGUCAGGUUUUAUGCCACCAGGCAGACCGAAAAAUUGGAGAUCGAAGGCUUUCGAAGUAUUAGAAUGUGCUGUGGCUCAACGGAUUGAAGGUACACGUGUGGAUGAACGGGAGGACAACAAAUUGUGGCUAAUUAGAUACCUUGAGCUAACACGACAAUUAAUAUUAGAAGAUCUAAGAGUCGUGAAGACCCUGUGUGUGCCUUGUUUUCCUCCACACUACGACAUCGUCAACAAAUACGUCAACAUGUAUCAUACAUGUUUGUCUUCAAGUCUUCAAGAUCUUGUACAAAAUGGUCUGGAGGGCAAUGAAUAUGUGACUCUUUUAUCGUGGAUCCUUAACACCUACCCUGGGCACGAGCUGAUGUCCAGCGAGGAACUCAACAUCGACGUGACGACACUGCCCCCACUGCUAAGUGAAGAAAGUAUGCUGAGACUGGAAAAAGAAUAUUUGCAAAAAAUGGAGUCUAACUACAUGGAGUGGAUGGAGAAGACGCUCGAGUCGGAGCGCGCGGAGUGGGGAGGCGAGCGCGCGCCCGACGUCGAGCCGCACACCAACGCGUUCCACACGCAUGCGCCCGUCAUCAUAUUCCAGAUGAUCGACCAGAAUCUGCAGGUAACUGAAACUAUAAGCAAGGAUAUUACCUUCAAAGCGUUAUUGCUGAGUAUAGAUCAAGUUACUCGCUAUGGCAAUAUGUAUCGCGAAGGAGUCAUUCAAUUUAAGAACUCGCACUUCGCGGACCGGUCGCGCGUGGCGUACUUCACGCACCACAUGAUCACGAUCGUGAACAACAGCGAGCAGAUGGCGCGGCUGGCGCAGCAGACGCAGGCGCGCCACUGGCCUCCCGGCCGCCACGACCCGCCCGCCGAGGCCAAGUUUGACGCCAUGCUGGCCACCUUCCAGAAAUUGCGAGACGAGGCAGCUCAAUUUCUUUUAGAAGAGGCGUUCUUAGAUCUUGAAGUACAUUUCGACGACCUGUUUACUCCGAAAUGGCUAUCAUCUAGCAUUCCAGUUGACACCAUAUGCGUCACGCUCGAAGACUAUUUCCAAGAUUACAACCAUCUCAGAGAGAAAAACUUUGAGUAUGUGAUUAACGAAGCCCAGAACCUAGUGUAUAAGAAAUAUAUAACAGCAAUGUUAUCUAAAAAAAUGACAUUCAAGAAUGUAGAGGAAGCCCAACAAGCGGCUAAUAAGAUCGUGAAAGAAGCUAAUCAAAUAAGGGCAUUUUUUAGAAGAAUUGCCCCCGAAGGCGUUAACGUGGAUUGGCCGUUUGAAGUAAUAAAAAUGCUGGCGGAGGUGCUCAGGUGUCAGGACAUCGAGAUGCUGUCGCUGGACCUGCACGGCGUACUGGACAAGUGUCCCGACGUGUCGGAGGAGCAGCUGACGCGGCUGCUGGCGCUGCGCGGCGACGUGCCGCGCGCGCACGUGCGCGACACCGUGGCGCACGUGCUCGCCACGCGCCAGCCGCCCCGCGCCCCCUCGCACCCCUCGCUCUUCAAACAGAUCACGUUCAGUGACCGCCUGCUGUCUCAUUUCGCUCUGUAA